Molecule: messenger RNA, 246 nt
Organism: Monoraphidium neglectum
Lineage: Eukaryota; Viridiplantae; Chlorophyta; Chlorophyceae; Sphaeropleales; Selenastraceae
Exons: 2
Coding region: 1-246 (81 amino acids)
Molecular function (GO): protein binding
Source: RefSeq, a predicted model, not a curated record
AUGGAGGUCGUUGACCAGCGGACAGGCCGCACUUACUACUGGAAUGAGAGCACGGGCGAGACCACGGAAAUUGGGGAGCCGCGCCCCAAGUCGCGCUUCCGCAACCAGUCGUUCCGCGGCGCCGACGACGCGCGCUUCCAGGACGGCUGGCGCGAGCCGCCGGGCGAGGACCGCACUUAUGUAUACUCACUGAUGGGCAUCGGCAUAGGCAUCGGCGCGAGCUGGGCUACGCGCUUCCUGCACUGA